Podarcis raffonei (Aeolian wall lizard) is the source of this 6226-nucleotide messenger RNA. It is a transcript of the gene CUL5, whose product is annotated as cullin 5. Gene Ontology annotation, cellular component: Cul5-RING ubiquitin ligase complex; SCF ubiquitin ligase complex. The transcript has 19 exons. Bases 389 to 2731 code for a protein of 780 amino acids. NCBI's taxonomy places the organism in Eukaryota, Metazoa, Chordata, Lepidosauria, Squamata, Lacertidae. Gene Ontology annotation, molecular function: ubiquitin protein ligase binding. The record is from RefSeq and is a predicted model, not a curated record. Gene Ontology annotation, biological process: SCF-dependent proteasomal ubiquitin-dependent protein catabolic process; protein ubiquitination.
GGCGCCGCAUCAUGUGGGCUCGCCCAGCCCCUCGCGAGGAGCCGGGCCGCUGCCGCUGCUACCGCCUCCUCCUCCUCCUCCAGUGCCCGGAGUCUCCCGCUGUCUGGGCUGGUUCCGCCAUGAGGCGCUGAGACCCGAGGCAGGGGAGCCGCGAGGAGCCCGUCGCCCAGCGGCUGAGGGGGCCGAGCGGCCGGGUGGACGCCGAGCCGAGGCUCCCCGCACGGUUCCGUCCCGCGCGGGGCGGCCGAGACCAUGUAAAGCGGCCCCAGCCCGAAGAACCAGCCCCGGACGACGGGGAAGCAGCAGCUGCUGCCGCCGCCGCCGCCGGCUUGUGAAGGCCCCGCAAGGCGCCUGUUUCUCUCUGUGUGUUGUGUGUUUUGUGGGGAACAUGGCGACGUCUAAUCUGUUAAAGAAUAAAGGUUCACUUCAGUUUGAAGACAAAUGGGAUUUCAUGCGCCCCAUUGUUCUGAAGCUUUUGCGCCAGGAAUCUGUCACGAAACAGCAGUGGUUUGAUCUAUUUUCGGAUGUGCAUGGCGUUUGCUUGUGGGAUGAUAAAGGCCCAGCAAAAAUACACCAGGCUUUGAAAGAAGAUAUCCUUGAUUUUAUUAAACAAGCACAAGCAAGAGUGCUGAGCCACCAAGAUGAUACUGCAUUACUGAAAGCCUAUAUUGUAGAGUGGCGUAAAUUCUUCACGCAGUGUGAUAUCUUACCCAAGCCAUUUUGUCAGUUAGAGAUUACUCUCAUGGGCAAACAAGGCAGCAACAAGAAGUCCAAUGUAGAAGACAGUAUUGUACGAAAGCUCAUGUUAGACACUUGGAACGAAUCCAUAUUUUCAAAUAUAAAGACUCGCCUUCAAGACAGUGCAAUGAAGCUGGUCCAUGCUGAAAGGCUAGGAGAAGCAUUUGACUCUCAACUUGUCAUUGGUGUUAGAGAAUCGUAUGUUAAUCUGUGUUCUAAUCCUGAAGACAAACUCCAGAUUUAUCGGGAUAAUUUUGAAAAAGCAUACCUUGAUUCAACAGAGAGAUUUUAUAGAACUCAAGCCCCUUCGUAUUUGCAACAAAAUGGUGUUCAGAAUUACAUGAAAUAUGCAGAUGCUAAAUUAAAGGAAGAAGAAAAAAGAGCACUACGGUAUUUAGAAACCAGGCGGGAAUGUAACUCUGUAGAAGCGCUUAUGGAGUGCUGUGUGAAUGCUCUGGUGACAUCUUUUAAGGAGACAAUUUUAGCUGAAUGCCAAGGCAUGAUCAAGCGAAAUGAAACGGAAAAGUUGCAUCUAAUGUUUUCAUUGAUGGAUAAAGUUCCUAAUGGAAUAGAGCCUAUGUUAAAAGAUUUGGAAGAGCAUAUCGUUAGUGCUGGGUUAGCAGAUAUGGUAGCAGCCGCUGAAACUAUUACUACUGAUUCUGAAAAGUAUGUAGAACAAUUGCUCACAUUAUUUAAUCGAUUUAGCAAGCUGGUUAAAGAAGCUUUUCAAGAUGACCCAAGAUUUCUUACUGCCAGAGAUAAGGCAUAUAAAGCUGUUGUUAACGAUGCCACAAUAUUUAAACUUGAAUUACCAUUGAAACAGAAGGGAGUUGGACUGAAAACACAGCCAGAGUCCAAGUGCCCGGAGCUGCUUGCGAAUUAUUGUGAUAUGUUGUUGAGAAAAACACCGCUAAGCAAAAAACUAACCUCUGAAGAAAUUGAAGCAAAGCUUAAAGAAGUGCUAUUGGUGCUCAAGUAUGUGCAGAACAAAGAUGUUUUCAUGAGAUACCACAAAGCUCAUUUAACAAGACGUCUUAUAUUGGAUAUAUCAGCAGAUAGUGAAAUAGAAGAGAAUAUGGUAGAAUGGCUGAGAGAAGUAGGUAUGCCAGCAGAUUAUGUAAAUAAGCUGGCGAGAAUGUUCCAGGAUAUCAAAGUAUCUGAAGAUUUGAACCAGGCUUUCAAGGAAAUGCACAAAAAUAAUAAGCUGGCCCUACCAGCGGAUUCUGUGAAUAUCAAAAUUUUGAAUGCUGGGGCCUGGUCCAGAAGUUCUGAAAAGGUUUUUGUAUCGCUGCCCACGGAAUUAGAAGAUCUCAUCCCUGAGGUGGAAGAGUUCUACAAAAAGAACCACAGCGGCAGGAAACUUCACUGGCAUCACCUUAUGUCCAAUGGAAUUAUAACUUUUAAGAAUGAAGUUGGCCAGUAUGACUUGGAGGUAACAACGUUUCAGCUGGCUGUGCUUUUUGCCUGGAACCAAAGACCUCGAGAGAAGAUCAGCUUUGAAAACCUUAAACUGGCAACAGAACUCCCUGAUGCUGAGCUCAGGAGAACUUUGUGGUCGCUUGUAGCAUUUCCAAAGUUGAAACGUCAGGUUUUGUCAUAUGAACCUCAAGUCAACUCACCCAAAGACUUUACUGAAGGAACCCUCUUCUCAGUGAACCAGGAGUUCAGCUUAAUAAAAAAUGCAAAAGUUCAAAAGAGAGGUAAGAUAAACCUAAUUGGUAGACUUCAAUUAACUACAGAGAGAAUGCGAGAAGAGGAAAAUGAAGGGAUAGUCCAGUUAAGAAUAUUACGGACGCAGGAGGCUAUCAUCCAAAUAAUGAAAAUGAGGAAGAAAAUUACUAAUGCUCAGCUUCAGACUGAACUAGUAGAGAUAUUAAAGAACAUGUUCUUGCCACAGAAGAAAAUGAUAAAAGAGCAGAUUGAAUGGCUUAUAGAACACAAAUAUAUCAGAAGAGAUGAAUCAGAUAUCAACACUUUUAUAUACAUGGCAUAGCUUGAAGACUCUCUUACUGGAAGAUGCCAAGGAAAUGUGCAUUGGAGAUGGCUUGAGCAGACAACUACAAGAAAAUGAACUGUGCUGAGAAAGGACUUGUUUGACUUGUAUUACAUAUUCAAAUCCCUGCCUUACCUUACCAGAGGACUUUGUUUUGCCAACCUUUUUUUUUUCAGCUAGCAUGAUGGCGCUCCCUUCAUGUUGCACAGGUUUUUAACAGCAUGCUGUUUUUGUGAGGAAACUUUGCAUUCAUUCAGAGCCCGUUGUGAUAUUUUUUUAGAUUUCAAUUGUACCCACCUGGAAGAGAACAGAUUUGGGGUUUCUAGAUGAACAGUACCUUGCACAAGGAAAAUAUCUUCAAAACCCAUGCACUGAGGGUUGUCACAUUUUUAAGAAAGCAGCGAGUAGGACUAGAUGUAGCAGUUCACACUUUGUGUUUUGGAUCAACAGCCUCCUUUUGAUCCAUUUUUAUGUACAAUAUUUGAGCAAGACACAAAUAGCAUCACAGCUGAAGAUACAUAUUUAUCUUUGGGCUCAAGCAAAGUGCUUCAGUAUAACUGAAUUUGGAUACUGAGACACAAGUGAUGUUAAGCAGGCUAUAUCCUGUUUGUCACUUUUUUUUACAAAACUUGGGUAAACAUUUGUUUCUUGGACAGAUGACUUCAUUCCCUUCCUUUUUAAAAUAAGAGGUGUUGCUUUCCCUUGAUUAUGGCUUCACCCUUAAGAACUGUGUUUCAUGGAUGGAUCUGUUUAUGGUGAAACAAAAUGAAAUAUUAAGUGUAUCUCUUUGUACAUUUAAUAUAGUAUGCUUGCGUAAAUCUGAAUGCAUUAAAAAUAGCCAGUGCACAACUUAUCCAAAAUAGGAAUUAACAUUUUGACAACCCCUAUAUAUUUCUUCCUUGAUUAUUUAUUUGAAAAUCUCUAAAUGUUACAUUUUUUUUAAUACAGUUCUACUCUGGCGGGGGGUGGGGGGGAUCAACUGUGUGGAAUAUGAUAAUUCUUUGACCUCCUAGACCAGCUCCACAUAUAUAUGCUGACAGAUUGUCAUAAAUCUGACUGUUCUACAAAAAAGGAAAAAAUGCUGCCACCCGGCUUCCAUUUGUUUCAGUGAGCCCCCACUGAUGGAAUGUGCACAUCCCCCCCUUUCCCUUGAUAAAAAUCUUCCAGAGACUUAAAGCAAUGCACAUUAAGGCUUAGGGCUAAAGAGUGCUUUACUGAGGGCAAGAGAACUGCCACACCACAGCAAGAUGCUAGUCAUUUUCAGAGUUAACUGCCAAGUCUCCAGCUGCUUUAAAAUGUCCAUGAAGAGUCAAGCUUCCUGCCUUAGCAUUACUAGUGUGUGUGGGGGGGGAAAUUACCUAACGCCAGUUCAGCUUUUACCAUACCCUAUUCCUAAAGGUUAUGCCUGGGGAAAGCAAUGUUGCAAAACGGCCUUUAAACUUUUAGCAGUCUAGAGCAAUUGUCUUUCCUUCUUAAAGUUAGUGAUUAUGCUUACAGGUUGGAAAGUGAAAUAGUAACAGAUAGCUGUGUGGGCAGAGUGAAAUUGGAAAUGGUUGCUGUAUUUUACCUAUAAUGGGGCUCCAAAGGUAGUCUACCCAUCCACAGACAGAGGUUGGUACUGGCGCCCUUAAGUGAUCAUAAAUAACAUACCAGUGUGGGUGGGGAACUGUAUGUGCUUUGGAAUGGCAGAGACUGACAAAUGUGCAUGGAAAUGCAAAAGUGGCAGAUGAAAACAGGCAGUGAUUUAAAAACCUCACUUUCUGCACUUAAUGUGCACAUUUUUAUUGUGGAUCAGAGGAUAAUGUUUUUUAAAAAUUAACAUAGAGUUGACAUAAAGUUAACUUCCAAGUUAACAUAGAAUUGUUGAAUUUCAGCAUCAAAAUUUUAUGGGCAAGAAUUUAAAAAAAAGUUUUACAUACUUGUCAAGCACUCCUUGUUAAAGGGAAAGACAACUAAAAUUGAUCCCCCAGAAGUCUACAUGCUACAGGGUUUCCAAAACUGCAUUUGGUUUGGAAGUUGGUUUGGAAAUGGGUAGAAAAGGGCAAUUUUUUAAAAUGUUUGUACAUAUUUCUUGAAUACUUUGAUGAGAGUGCUUUUGAAUUGUAUGCUUCCCAUUAAUUUGUAUUGGAGGCAGUAGGCAUGACACAUUAAAUAUAAAACCAGCUUUAAACUUCAUAUUUAAUUUCUUGGUAUCGUUCAGACACUAGCAGCCUGAUUGUCAAAAAAUAUUCCUUUCCCUAUUUUUAUUCCUAGCAGUGCAACUACUUUGGAACUUUGGAAUUAGGGGCUAGGAUGUAAAUGACCACCAUGAACUUCAUUUGUGACUAUUCAUAAAGCCCUCCCACCAGCCCCUUGUUCUCCCUAAAAAGAGUGCAGUACAGUGGCCUGUACUUCAAAAGGAAAAUUGCCAAAAAGAAAAAGAAAAGAAAAAAACUCAGAAAACCCAUCCACAUGCAGAAGCACUUUAAGGAUCACAUGAGGCUGUUUGGAUCUUGCCAUUUUCAGAGUCUGUCUUGCUCAUUUACAUAGCAGCAAAAUUCACAGUGCCCUUGCGUCUCCAUCUCUUACGGUUAUUUCUUACACAAGGUACCUAAAUGUUUCUAGGACCAGGGGAAUUACAACGGACAAUGUGCCUAUAACUUUAUUCAGUUUUUUUUCUUUUCUUUUUGUGUACAUUGGAUCAGGAUGUCAUGUAAAACACUGAAUCUGAAAAAUCACACCAGCAAUUUCCUUACAGCUGCAGAAUCACAUUUAGCGUUCUCUUGUCAGGACACUUUUCACCAAGAUGCCCUUAAGGCUAAAGCUUAUCAGGAAGAGAAACAAACUGGUUUAAAAAUGUAUGCAGAAAUAGGAAAACAUCCAAAUCUAAGAAUGAACUGAAUCAUCAGUCAUUGCAAUAUGGCAACAUGGCACUUUUAAAUCUUGAUUUUUAGCUUUGGAUAUUUUUCUCCAAAGACCUAGCAUAAAGAGGUGCUGCUUCUGAAAAAUGUAUGUUGCCACAAGCACUGCCAUUGUGGUUUGUAUUAAGUAAUACUCUAGAUGUGAAAAAUAAUGUAGGUUGCGUUGAUUUUAAACAUAGUUGUUAAAACAAAACAAAAAAACUUUUGUCACAACAUAUGAGGCUCAUACUUAAUUUUGAAGUCUUCCAUUUCCCCCCUUUAUCCUACUGGUGUCCCUUGUUUUCUACCUAUUCAUUUGUUCAAAGCUGUUGUUGGAGCAUAGUGAAGUUUAACUUAACUGAGUGGUGGCUUCCCCCUUUUGGGGGGAAAGAAAGUAACAUGGCCCGGGUAGUUGAAUACUUUGGAUUUAUUUGCAUUACAGUAUCCGUUGUAAAAGGUACAAAUUUUAAAAAUGCAGCUGAGAGAAAUAUUUGAUAGCUUCAUGGAAAGAUUUGGUAUCUUAAGCGCAAAACUAUUUUCUAUUUUCAUGGAACUGGCUGGGAUCCUAUCUUUGUAAAUUCAAGGUCAUAUUUGUGAAAUAAAACAAUACACAAGA